AUGGCCCCCUCUAUCCACCCUUUCAUCGAUAACGGCAUCGCUCGGGGCGACCCGAACUUUGCAGGUGGUUCUCUGCACUGCCACUGCCCAUCCAACCAAGUCGUCGUCGCAUUGAAGAGCAACGUCGCCCACAACCACGCCUGUGGCUGCAGCAAGUGCUGGAAGCCUAGCGGCGCCUUGUUCUCCAUUGUCGGCGUCAUCCCUCGUGAGAACCUCAGUGUCCAGGCCAACGAGUCGAAGCUCGCCAUUGUCGACUCUUCUGCGGUCAUCCAGCGCUAUGCCUGCCGUGAUUGCGGUGUCCACCUGUUUGGUCGCAUCGAGAAGGACCACCCCUUCCGCGGACUGGACUUUGUUCACGCGGAGUUGUCUGACCAGAAGGGUUGGCAAGAGCCCCAGUUCGCCGGCUUCGUCUCCUCGAUCAUUGAGCAGGGCUUCAACCCCAAGGGUAUGGAUGAGGUUCGUGCCAAGUUCAAGUCCGCUGGGCUCGAGAGCUACGAUGCCCUGUCACCACCCUUGAUGGACCUGAUUGCGACUUUCACUGCUCAAAAGGCCGGUGUGAAGUUUGCCAACCUUUGA
Penicillium cataractarum is the source of this 576-nucleotide messenger RNA. RefSeq names its product S-(hydroxymethyl)glutathione synthase. The record is from RefSeq and is a predicted model, not a curated record. Gene Ontology annotation, molecular function: S-(hydroxymethyl)glutathione synthase activity; zinc ion binding. The transcript has a single exon. Gene Ontology annotation, biological process: formaldehyde catabolic process. The coding region runs from base 1 to 576 and encodes 191 amino acids. Lineage: Eukaryota; Fungi; Ascomycota; Eurotiomycetes; Eurotiales; Aspergillaceae.